GCUGCCGGCUCCGCCUCCUCCCGAGCUGCGCUCCGUUCCACUCCGGGACUGCGGGGAGCCGGGGGAAGGCGGUGGCGGUGUGGACACCAUGGCUCGUGUGCUGAGCCGGGACCCGGUGGACAUUGAGAACAUUCUGGCUUUAAAUCCCCGAAAACAGACACAUGCAACUCUUCAUUCAACUGCAGCCAAGAAGCAAGUAAAGAAGCAAUGGAAAAGGAAUUCUGACAAAAGCUGUUCGAACUGUGAGAAACUGGAAAAUAAUUUUGAUGACAUCAAGCACACGACUCUUAGUGAGCGAGGAGCACUUCGAGAAGCAAUGAGGUAAGUCUGGGUCACCAUAGCAACAGUCACAG
Messenger RNA from Neopelma chrysocephalum (saffron-crested tyrant-manakin), 353 nucleotides. Its product is annotated as dihydropyrimidine dehydrogenase [NADP(+)]-like. Bases 89 to 325 code for a protein of 78 amino acids. Gene Ontology annotation, biological process: thymine catabolic process; uracil catabolic process. Gene Ontology annotation, cellular component: cytosol. Gene Ontology annotation, molecular function: NADP binding; iron-sulfur cluster binding; uracil binding. The record is from RefSeq and is a predicted model, not a curated record. The transcript has 3 exons. Lineage: Eukaryota; Metazoa; Chordata; Aves; Passeriformes; Pipridae.